AUGGAGGCUAUUGGGCGCAACCAGGCCACCGCCGCCCAGAUUCAGCGUCUCGAGGACGCAGCUCACAAUCCGCUGACCGGAAAGGAGUGGCCACAAGACCAUCAUCAACUUCUUCAAGAACGCCGCCAACUAUUGGCCUACAGACACUACCAAGAGAUCCUUGACGCCUAUCACAAGUCCCAAGUGAUGAUCUUGUCGGGCGAUACUGGUAUUGGCAAGUCAACCCAAAUCCCACAGCUUCUUGUCUAUGAUGAGUAUGGAAGUGAGCUCCGAAUUGCCUGCACUCAACCGCGCCGACUGGCCGCAACCGAGCUUGCCACUCGAGUUGCCGACGAGAUGGGAGUUGUCCUUGGAGAAGAAGUUGGUUACCAGAUCCGCGGCGACUAUAUGAUCGACAAACAUAAGCCGAAGAAGACUCGCCUCACUUAUAUGACCGAAGGAAUUCUCCUCCGCCAGUUGUGCGUGGACAGAAACUUGACGGCGUACUCAUGCAUCGUCAUUGACGAGGCCCACGAGCGGACUGUCGAUCUGGACUUGUUGCUGGCGCUUCUGAAAAAGGUCAUAAGCCGCCGCAAGGAUCUCAAGCUGGUCAUCAUGUCGGCAACUCUGGAUGCGGCAUUGUUUCAGAAAUAUUUUGACAACUGCCCAUUGGUUCACAUUGCUGGCCGCAGUUUUAACGUUAAGACGAUAUAUUUGCGAGAGCCUGGUCCAGACUUCGCCGUUCUGGCUGCGGCUCAUGUGGUGGAUAUUCAUCAGCACGGGGAGCCAGGCCACAUUUUGGUGUUUUUGCCUGGAGAAAACGAGAUCGAGCGAGUUUGCAAAUUGGUUCGUGGAGAAACCGAUGGUCUUGAUGUCUUCCCUCUGUACUCGUCACUACCUGCUGCCAACCAGAGACGUGCACUGCGCUCGUCUGGUCCGAAUCGCAAAUGUAUCGUGUCGACCAAUAUUGCAGAGACCAGCCUCACCAUCAAAGAUGUCGUCUACGUUGUUGACAGCGGAUUGUCAAGACAGAUGAUAUUCAAUCCUCGUCUCCGCAUGAGCGUGCUCGGGAUUAGACCAAUCUCCCAGGCUUCAGCGAUCCAGCGUAUGGGUCGGGCUGGACGGACCAGAGACGGUGUCUGCUACCGACUUUACACCAAGGAAGGCUAUGAUCAAAUGGCUCCUUCUACUGAGCCUGCCAUCCGCUGCUCGUCUGUCGAGUCGGUAAUAUUGAGAUUGGUGGCCGCUGGCUACAGAAAGGUCAUGGACUUUGACUGGCUUGAUGCUCCCCAUCCAGAGUCAAUCGCACGUGCCGUCCAGGAUCUUCGAGAUUGGGAAUUUCUAGAUGACGACGCUAAGCUCACUCAGUCCGGUCAUUAUGCUGCCUAUUGUCCACUGGACCCAAUCUGGUAUCGAGCCAUUAAAACUGCUGCCAAGUUUGGCUGCUCUCUGGACAUGCUCGACAUCGCCGCUCUGUGCACCACUCAAACAUCCAUCUUCUUGCGUCCAUCUGGAUAUCAGCAGGCCGCAGAUUUACUCAGGACACAGUUCGCACACCCGUUAUCGGAUCAUCUCACCCACUUGAAUGCCUUCAAUGCCUACAUGCGCGCGAGAGAGGCACUCCAAGAGCGGUUCAGCGACCCCCGAAGUAUCCUUGAAGAAUGGUGUAUGGAGAAGUUCUUGAAUAUGCGGGCUCUAGAAGAGGUCUGCAUAGCACGAGAAAUGGCGGCACGCUUCCUCAAGGGCAAGAUUGCGCCAUCCAGGGCAUCAGUUAUGGAUAUGACAAGUGUCCGAAAUGCUUUAGCAGUCGCCCUCUGUACCCACACUGCUAUUCACUACAGUGGUGAUGUUUACCGAACGGUCCAUGAGAAUACUGACGCACUUUUGUCACCAGCCAGCUCUCUGGUAGGUCGCAACCACGAGUGGAUUGUGUAUACCACCCUACAUAAGACGGGAGGGAAACAACAACUACAGAUAGCUACGGCAAUCAAUGCUGAAUGGCUGGUGGAUCUGCCUUUUUUUCAGGGAGCCAUAAUGCCAAAAACUGGCAAGGGUUUACUCAGACAGCCUCAAGUCAAGAAAUCCCUCGAUGAUGCAAAGGCUAGAAUGGAGGCGCGCAACGAACGCCAAUGA
Messenger RNA from Trichoderma breve, 2112 nucleotides. RefSeq names its product helicase associated domain (HA2) domain-containing protein. The transcript has 3 exons. Gene Ontology annotation, molecular function: ATP binding; RNA binding. Bases 1 to 2112 code for a protein of 703 amino acids. Lineage: Eukaryota; Fungi; Ascomycota; Sordariomycetes; Hypocreales; Hypocreaceae. Gene Ontology annotation, cellular component: intracellular anatomical structure. The record is from RefSeq and is a predicted model, not a curated record.